Molecule: messenger RNA, 7969 nt
Organism: Amphiprion ocellaris (clown anemonefish)
Lineage: Eukaryota; Metazoa; Chordata; Actinopteri; Pomacentridae
Product: nucleoprotein TPR-like
Exons: 55
Coding region: 104-7693 (2529 amino acids)
Biological process (GO): mRNA export from nucleus; protein import into nucleus
Cellular component (GO): nuclear pore
Molecular function (GO): structural constituent of nuclear pore
Source: RefSeq, a predicted model, not a curated record
UUGACACUUUCGUAGUUAGAUUUCAACGGACGGAAUACAGUUCAAGAUUAUUGUAAGAGUUUGGCGUCCAGUAACUGUUAUAUUUCGCGGGGAGUAGGAGGAGAUGGCGGCCGUCCUGCUCCAAGCUUUGGAGCGAACGGAGCUGAACAAACUCCCGAAGGGCGUCCAGAACAAGCUGGAGAAGUUUGUAACGGAGCUGCUGAAUGCUAACGAGGCGCUCAAGACGCAGCAUGAGCGGUUCAAAGCGGACAGCGAGCAGCAGUACUUUGACAUUGAGAAAAGACUGGCGGAGAGUCAGGAACAGAUCCUGUCGGCCACCAGAGACCUGCAGGCCCUCAAGGAGGAAAAUAAAAAACUCAAUGAAGAGCUGAGCGCUCUGAAGGGAAUAGAGGGAGAGACCAUUGAAGACAAGCCACAGCAGGAGCAGCAACAAACCAAGACCAAGUAUGAGAUUGAAGCGGAGAAGAGAGAGCUGGUGAGGCUGCUGGAGAAAAGAUCACAGGAAGUGGAAAAUCUCACAGAUGAUGUGAAGCGUCUGAACGAGAAGCUGACUGACGCUAACAAAGUGAAGAUGGAGCUGCAGCUGAAACUGGAUGAGAUUCAGUCGUCUGCAGCUUCUGUUCAGCACCGGGAGAAACGCAUGGAGCAGGAGAAGGAGCUGCUGGAGAAGAAGAUCGAGUGGUUGACUGCAGAACUGAAGACCAAGACUGAAGAACUGCUCCACACCAACAGAGAGAAGGGCAAAGAGAUAGUGGAGCUUCAGGGGAGUCUGAAGAGCAGCAAGGAGCAGGUGAACAGGCUGGAAAGUCAGCUCAGCUCUCUGAAGCAAACCAGUGAAAGUCAGAAUAAAAGAGCCGAAGACCUCAACAACAAACUGAAGCAGGCUAAAGACGAGCAAAGCGCCAUGGAGGAGAAAUACCGCAACGAGCUCAACGCUCAUACCAAGCUGUCUUCACUCUACAAGGGGGCAGCGACAGACAUGGAGACCAAGAACCAAGAACUGAGCAGAGCAGUGGAGGAACUGGGCAAGCUGGUGAAAGAGUCUGGAGAAGCCAAUAAGACUCUGCAGAAGAAGGUGUCUGAGGGCGAAGAGUUGAAGACACGACUUGAGGCAGAGCUGAGAGAAAAGAUCAAGAAAAUGGAGAAGGAGCUGGAAAACGCUACAAUGAAGGCUUCUGGCAAACACUGCUGUGCACCUUCUCUGACUGAGGAACAGCUGGACUCCAUGUGUCCAUCAGCUGCUGCCAUCGCUGCCAUUGUCAAGCCUGGCAUGAAGUUCUUUGAUCUGUACAACGCGUACGCUGAGUGUCAGACGCAGCUUCAGCUGGAGAAGCAGGAGACCAGGAGAGUGAGUCGAGUGCUGGAUGAGAUCGUCCAGGAGGUGGAGUCCAAAGCUCCCGUCCUCAGACGCCAGAGAGAAGAAUACGAGAGCAUGCAGAGGUCCAUGGCCUCGCUGUGCAACAAACUGGAACAGGCCCGAACCGAAAUCUACAGUUUGCAGAAGGACAAAGAAGAGGCAAAGCAGCACUGUGAUGCCCAGGAGAGAGAAAAGCUGAGGACUGAGAGACUGUUGGAGGACACGUCUGCACAGGUUUGUUCUCUUCUGGCUGAGCUGGAGGAAGCCCGAGGAAACCAGGUGACCAAAGACGACGGCAGCUCCGCCGACAUUUCCAGCACUUCUGAGGUGACCAGCCGUCGCCAGCUGUCCUUCCGCAGCGUGGAGGAGCUGCAGAGGCAGAACCAAAGUCUGCUGGGGAGACUGAGGGAGCUGGAGGAGGAAAACGACAGACAGCAGAGCCAAGUGACAUCUGCACGUAUCACAGAGUUGGAGUCCAGUGUUGGUAAACUUCAGAAUGAGCUGGAGCAGCUGAAGGAGCAGAGGAACCAGCAGAAACAGCUGGCGGACUCCAGCGCCAGGCAGAGAGACAUGUACAAGGCACUGCUGACGCAGAGCACCGGCUUCAGUCUGCCACCUCAAGGUCCGGACUCUUCUUCCCAUCCUGCUCCAGUUCGUCCCUCGGUUCCAGCGACUCGUUCUACUCCUCAGAGAGCCGCUGCUGCAGAGUCGGCACAGACUGCUCAGACUAAAGCUGCUUUAAAACAGAUCAACGACGCCUUCACUCUGUAUAAGAAGGAGAAGGCAGAGAAUGACAGGAUGCUGAAUGAAACAAACGACCGGCUACAGAGGCAGCUGACAGAACUUCGCUCCAGUCAGGCCAAGCUCACCUCCCAGCUGGACUUCAGCAACAAGAGGUAUGAGAUGCUCCAGGAGGCGGUAGCAGCGUACCGCCGAGAGAUUUCUGCCCUGCAGGAGAGGAACCAAAAGAUGGCAGCAACGGCCCAACGGCACGAACACAUCAUCCACACAAUGAGCCAGGACCUGAGGCAGGCGAACGAGAAACUGGCGCUGGAAGAGGUGCGUGUGGAGAACCUGACUAAAGAGAGAGACAUGUUAAGGCAAGCAGAGAGUCGACUCAGUAGAGAGAAGGAAGCCAUGAUGGCUGAGCAACGUAACCAGAACCUGCUGCUCACCAACCUCAAGACUAUGCAGUUGACUAUGGAGCGUUCGGAGACGGACACUCGUCAACGACUCAACAACAAAAUAGAGAAACUGGAGGCAGAACUGGCUUCGAUGAAGACCAGACUGGACCAGGAGGUUGCACAGAGACAUACCCUCGGCCGCACUAUGGACGCUCAGUUGUUAGAAGCUAAGAAGCAGCUGGAGACCCAGAACACGCUGCAGCAGAAGACCAGGGAGCUGCUGCGUAGCUCUGAACAGCAGGUGGCUGCACUGAAAACUCAGCUGGCUUCUGCCUCGUCCUCUGAAGCCGUCACCACCUCCAGCAGCGUGACCAGCCCAGCCACCAGAGCUGCAGGCCUGCGAGCACCACUGAGAGUACGGUCUCCAGUACCAGCAAACUCCCAGCAGCCCAGCCAGUCAGAGCAGGAGCUGUCAGAGGUGAAAGGUCUCCUACGUAGCGCUGAGGAACAGAACAGUGAGCUAGCAGAGCAGCUGAAGAAUGCUAAUACUACUGUAGAGCAGUACAGAGCUGUGGUGCUGACUCUAGAGGACAGUCUGAAGAAAGAAAAGGAGAUGCGUUCCCCUCUGGAGGUCCGGCUGAAGGAGUCGGAGGAGGUGCAGAAGCAGCUGGAGAAGAGGAUUUUAGAGGUGGAGAAAAUGAAGCAGCAGGAGCAAGAGGAGAAAAGGAAAGCUGUGGACACAGUGGAGAAACAGGUGUCUGAGCUGCAGCGCAGUCUGAAGGCCAGUCAGGCCGAGCAGCAGGAGGCGCUAGAGAGAGCUGCUGCUGCUGUUACACUGGAGCAAAAGGCCAUACAGGACAGCCUGCUGCAGACUAAACUCGCUGGAGAGGCGCAGGCCAAGUAUGAGCGAGAGUUGAUGCUUCACGCUGCCGAUGUGGAGGCUCUGCAGGAGCUCAAAAAACGAUCCCAACAAGAAGCAACACGGAAGAGAGAGCUGGAGGAGGAAUUAAAGAAGACCUCCUCCCUCAUGCAAGACAAAACUGCAGCCUUAAACACAGUGGAGAAACAACUAAAGGAGGAUCUGUCCAAUCAGAGCCGUCGCUGUGAGGAGCUCGGGAAGCAGAAUGCUCUCCUGCACCAACAGAUGGAUGACAUGGCCACGAAGAGCCGCCAGCUGCAACAACAGCCGCAGCAGCUCGACCUGUCGUUCAGCGAGGAAGGGAAGACCACCGAACAGAUACUGGAAAUACUGAGGUUUGUGCGACGGGAGAAAGAGAUCGCUGUGGCUCGAUGUGACGCAUCAGAUGGUGAAACUCUUCGCUACAAACAGCGAGUUGAACAUCAAGACAGAGAACUGAAGGAGCUCCAGGAAGCUCUGAACGCUGAGAGGGAGAAGAUUCAGGCCUCAGCAAAGACUCUGGCCCAGCAGGAGGAGCAGCUGAAGAAGAUGGAGAGCAUCAGUGCUCUCCAAGAGACCAACAGGAUGCUGAAAAUGGACAGAAACAAGCUGGAGCAGGAGCUGCAGCAAGCUCAGGCUAAAGCGACGAAGCUGCAGUCGGACAUCAGCCCUCUGCAUCACUCUCUGUCUGUUCUGUCAGAGCAAAAUGGUGCCCUGCAGGCCGACAGGAGGCUUCUGGAGGAAGAUGUGAAACGGUUGAAGGCCAAAGUACAGCAACUGAUCAGCCAACAGAAAGACGGAGAUGCUGAGGAGAAGCAGAAACUCACCAAUGAGAGAGAAGCUCAGCAGAGACGAAUCACUCAGCUGGCUGAGGAGACGGCCAAGCUGAAGACUGAACUCGCCAGGUGCAAUGCCAGCAGUAACUCAGCUCAGUCUCAGCUGCAAGCCCUCAGAGACAACGUGGCCCGUCUGACGUCAGAAAGAGACACGCUGAAGAAAGACCUGGAAACGAAAAACACCGACAUCGUGGAGAAGAACAAGACCAUCACCCAGGUGAAGAAGAUUGGACGACGUUACAAGACCCAGUAUGAGGAGCUCAAAGUUCAGCAUGACAAGCUGGUUGACGAAAGCGCCACUAAAGCAGGAAGCGAGGCGGCUCCGGGUCAGGAGGUGCAGCAGGAGCUGAACAAAGCUCAGGAGGAGCUCAACAAGACCCGGGAGGAGCUGAACAAACUGAAAGAAGAGGUGCAGCAAAAACAGCAGGAGGCCCAGAAGUCCCAGCAAGAGUUGGAGGCAGCCCAGAAAGAAAACCAGCAGACCAAGGACAAGUUACAGGAAGUCCAGAACCAGCUGACACAGAACCAGAACCAGCUGACACAGGUCCAGUCCCAGUUGACCCAGACCCAGACUCAACUGCAGCAGAAUCAGAACCAGCUGACCCAGAGUCAGAAAGAGCUUCAACAAGCCAAGAGCCACACCCUGCAGGUACAGAACCAGUUCAAAUCUGCUCAGUCUCAAACUCUGGCCCGUCAGAACCAAAUCCAGCAGCUUCAGAGGGAGCUGCAGCAGGCUAAAGAGAACCUGCAGCAGAACCUGGCUAGUCAGAAAGAGCUACAGCAGACGCAGCAAAGCAGCCAACAGAGCCACGUCCAGGAAGUCAACAAUCUCAAGACAUCUCUGAGCCAAGCAGAGAGCAAAGUGACUGAGCUUCAAAGUCAGCUGGACAGUGUGCAAAAGACGGUUGCUGAGCGUGAAGCAGAUGUGAAGCGUCUGCAGGAGCAGCUAACCGAAGCUAACCAGGCUAAUGAAGCUAGCCGAGCUGCACAGGCCAACCAGAACCAGAGCACUCAGUCCAUCCAGGCCAGCGAGGCUAACGCCGCUAGCGACGCUAACCAGGCUCUGCAAGAGGAGCUGGCAAAACUCAGGCAGGAGCUGUCUGAGUGUAAGAGCAGAGAGGAGCAGCUCAAACAACAAAUGACUGACAAAGAGGAGAAGACCAAGAAGGCCUUCGUGGGAGCCAAGACCAAAAUCAACCAACUAAAUAGCGCUAAGGAGCAGCUCAGUCAGGAAAUAGAAGAACUGAAGCAGAACAAGGAGGAGAUGGAAGUGAGAAUGAACGCCCUCAAGUCUCAGUACGAAGGACGACUUCUUCGGCUGGACAGAGAACUGAGAGAGCUGAGAGAGACACAAACACACCCUGACUCCAGAGAAGAACCACAGGACCAGAGUGGAACAAAGGUGGGUGAUCAGGUGAGAUCUGCAGACCAGAGACAAAUCUCUUUGAAGAGUCCUGCUCAAGACCGGGGAAGCUCCAGCCUCUCUGAGCCUCCUACCGCCAACAUCCGGCCCACCCCGAGUACUCCGUCUCCUAGCAACAAGCCAAGCCCCUCCCCUGGUAGUAAGGCCACGCCUCGCGCCAGCAUCCGGCCUAUGGUUACCCCGGCGUCUCUAACCAUCCCAACACCUACAGCCACUGUGAUGCCGACGACGCAGACAGACAGCCAAGAGGUGCUGAUGAGUGCAGGAGCUUCUGUUCACUCUACCAGCUCCGGUCUGGUCAACACACCCACCUCCAUCACUCAACCAACCAGCACCCAGACCACAGCUUUCGUCCAGCCCACCCAGCAGCAGGCAGCCAAUCAGGACGCAGCGUCCAGCAUGGAGGCAGAGCGACCGUCUACGUCCUCCUCUCUGAUCGGUACAGCAGGUUCAAAGCGAAGCAGGGAGGAAGAGGAGGAGGAGGAAGAGGAGAGCAGACCAGAGAGUUCCCACACGACCACAAAAAAGCUGCGACUGAAACCGUCGAUAGAACUGCAGAUGGAAGGGGACGAAGAGAUAGACGGAGAUGAAGGCCAACAACAGGAUUCACCAGAUGACAGCCAGGAGCUCCCAGACGACAGUUUCCCCGUCUUGGCUGAAGACACCGAGGACAUGGAGGACGAAGGCGUGUCCCAGUCGGUCCCCUCCGAUCAAAUGUCCUCUCAGGGCCCCAUCAUAGUCCGAGACGUGAUCGUGAUCGAUACUGACAGCGAGAGUCGUGAGAGCAAAGAGGGAGAGGAGAGGCGGGAGGGCGACGGCGAAGAGGAAGAAGAUGAGGAAGAGGAGGACGAAGAAGAAGAAGAGGAGUACAAGGAGGAAGAGGACGACGACGAAGAGGACGAUGAUGCUGCCGACAGCGGGAUGAGAAUAGACGAGAGCAACGAGGAGAGCAGAGAAGCUGAAGAGGAGGGAGAAGACGAGGAACCAUCGGAAGGAAACAACGCCGAGGAGAACAUCUCUGGAGCUUCUUCAGGCUCCCAGCGUCCGUCUGAGGCGACGCACAGCGGUGAGAGCAGCGGUGGAGUCACAUCAGAGUCCGACCCUCCCAGAGACCCUCUACACAUCCCCCCAACCUCCUCCUCUGGACCCUCCCCUUCCUCGUCCGCCCUCACCCCCUGCCUCCCCCACACCCGUAGGCCUCCACACGCCCUCCCACCUCGACUCUACAUCCAACCUCCAGCACCUGAGCUGGGGCCUCCACACACACAGAGACAAUCCUCUCAGCUGCGCAGACCUUCAGCAGGACGUGGGCCUCAGUUAACACCUGGAAUCGGCAGUAUGCAGCCUUUCUUUGAUGACGAUGACAGAAUGGUUCCCAGUACUCCCACUCUGGUCGUCCCACACCGCACUGAUGGCUUCGCUGAGGCGAUACACUCUCCUCAGGUAGCAGGUUUGUCCACCAGGUUCAGGUUUGGACCUCCAGAAGAUCUGCUGCCUCAGACGUCAGCUUCACACUCUGACCUGGGACAGCUGGCCUCUCAAGGAGGUCUGGGAAUGUACGAGUCUCCUCUGUUCCUGGCUGCUCACGAUGAAGACGGAGGAGGAAGGAGUGUCCCCACCACACCGCUACAAGUAGCUGCACCAGUGACCGUCUUCACAGAGUCGCUGCCCUCAGACAGCGCUGACAACAUGGCCUCCCAGUCGGUUCCCAUGGUAACUGCCUCCACUGGGAUGGCCGCUGCAGCAGAUGAUGGAGACGAGGUCUUCAUGGAGCAGGAAGGAGACGGUCCUGGGAUUGAAUCUUCUCUGGAGAGCCAGACAGACAUGGAAUCAACAGGACAACAAAGUGACGACGCAUCGCUGCCGUCCACCAGCCAAGACGCUGACACCAGCAGCGUUACUCUGCGUCGCACUUUGGCCGGUCAGCCUCUGAUGAGCAGCCUGUCGAGUCGAGGAACCAGAGGAAGAGGAGAAACCAGGACGUUGCUCAGCCGCAGAGGAACCUUUUCCCGAGGAGGAAGAGGAGGAACCAUGGGCCGAGGGGGCGUCGCCUAAUGGUGACAUCACCGUUUGGACAUAAAAAAAUCUGCCUUUCAAAUUCAGUGCAUCAGUAAAUCAAAGUCAAUAAUCACACUAUUACAGCUUAGAUCUGACAGCUUUGUUUGUAUGUGAGCGCUUCUGAGACAUGAAAGGUCACACUGUUGGUGAAACUCACUGCUUGUUUUGUCGUUAUUUUCACGGGAGGCGUCUAAGUUUUGUAAUUUUUAGUUUUGCUUUUGUCUGUCAGCUGUUAAUACACGUUUUAAUAAUAAAGUGGAAUAUUGAGUAGCA